Neodiprion fabricii is the source of this 3896-nucleotide messenger RNA. RefSeq names its product armadillo segment polarity protein. The transcript is spliced from 10 exons. Gene Ontology annotation, molecular function: alpha-catenin binding; cadherin binding; transcription coactivator activity. NCBI's taxonomy places the organism in Eukaryota, Metazoa, Arthropoda, Insecta, Hymenoptera, Diprionidae. The coding region runs from base 162 to 2594 and encodes 810 amino acids. The record is from RefSeq and is a predicted model, not a curated record. Gene Ontology annotation, cellular component: adherens junction; catenin complex. Gene Ontology annotation, biological process: positive regulation of transcription by RNA polymerase II; cell adhesion.
GUUUAGUUGGCGGAGCGAGGAGGCAGUGCUUGGAAGGGGGAACUGGAAGCUGGCUGGUGUAAAGUGAGUCACUCGCGUAGUUUGACGGACGAUAUUCGCACGAAUAACAAUAAUUAUCGACCCUCUGGUAAACGGUGUGGAGUGUUUCGCCCGUUGGAGCCAUGAGUUAUCAAAUGACGUCGAAUCAAUCUAGACCCAUGUCGCACGGCAGCUAUCAAGGCCCGGCAGACCUACCGAUGGGCUCUGCCAAAGAGCAGACUCUCAUGUGGCAACAAAACUCCUACAUGGGCGACUCGGGGAUCCACUCAGGGGCUGCGACUCAGGCGCAGUCUCUGUCAGGAAAGGAAGAUGACGAUAUAGAGGGAGACCAACUCAUGUUCGACUUGGAUCAGGGCUUCGCUCAAGGAUUCACACAGGACCAAGUCGACGAAAUGAAUCAACAACUGAGCCACACGAGAUCACAGCGUGUACGCGCAGCAAUGUUCCCUGAAACAUUAGAGGAGGGUAUUGAGAUACCAUCUACACAGUAUGAUCCAGCGCAACCGACCGCAGUUCAAAGACUGGCAGAGCCAAGCCAAAUGUUGAAGCACGCAGUGGUCAACUUGAUCAACUAUCAGGAUGAUGCAGAUCUGGCAACUCGUGCGAUUCCAGAGUUGAUCAAGCUCCUCAACGACGAGGAUCAGGUUAUAGUUUCGCAGGCUGCUAUGAUGGUGCAUCAGUUGUCUAAAAAGGAAGCCUCACGACACGCUAUUAUGAACAGUCCCCAAAUGGUGGCUGCUCUUGUACGAGCAAUCUCAAACAGCAAUGAUCUUGAAUCAACGAAAGCUGCGGUCGGAACUCUGCACAAUUUGUCUCACCACAGACAAGGGCUUCUGGCUAUUUUCAAAAGUGGCGGUAUCCCCGCCCUUGUUAAGCUGUUGAGUUCACCAGUAGAGUCUGUAUUAUUCUACGCCAUAACCACGCUUCACAAUCUGCUGCUUCACCAAGACGGUUCUAAAAUGGCCGUACGUCUUGCCGGUGGACUGCAGAAGAUGGUUGCUCUUCUUCAGCGUAACAACGUGAAAUUUUUGGCUAUUGUAACCGACUGUCUCCAAAUUCUCGCUUACGGCAAUCAAGAAAGCAAGCUGAUCAUCCUCGCUUCUCAGGGACCAAUCGAACUUGUACGAAUUAUGCGCUCUUAUGAGUAUGAGAAGCUGUUGUGGACAACCUCCAGAGUCUUGAAGGUGCUGUCGGUGUGCUCCAGCAACAAACCAGCAAUUGUCGAAGCUGGCGGUAUGCAAGCCUUGGCAAUGCAUCUUGGAAACUCGAGUCCAAGACUGGUUCAGAAUUGCUUGUGGACACUGCGAAAUCUCUCUGACGCAGGAACAAAAGUUGACGGACUGGAGGGUCUGCUGCAAGGAUUAGUGCAGGUGCUGACUUCAAGCGACGUAAACGUUGUCACAUGCGCAGCCGGUAUUCUGUCAAAUUUGACAUGCAACAAUCAACGCAACAAGGUCACAGUGUGUCAAGUUGGGGGAGUCGACGCACUUGUGCGCACUAUUGUCAGCGCUGGUGAUCGCGAGGAGAUAACAGAGCCAGCAGUCUGUGCUCUCCGUCAUCUAACUUCGCGUCACGUCGACGCCGAAAUGGCCCAAAAUUCGGUCCGCUUGAACUACGGCAUUCAGGUCAUAGUCAAGCUUCUGCAUCCGCCUUCGCGCUGGCCGUUGGUCAAGGCUGUUAUUGGCCUUAUUCGUAAUCUGGCUCUGUGCCCAGCGAAUCAUGCUCCGUUACGCGAACAUGGCGCUAUUCAUCAUCUGGUUAGGCUCCUCAUGCGCGCUUUCCAGGAUACUCAGCGACAGAGAUCCUCAGUGGCUAGUACAGGAAGCCAACAGGCAGCUGGAGCAUACGCAGAUGGGGUGCGCAUGGAAGAAAUUGUGGAAGGCACAGUUGGAGCUUUGCACAUUCUAGCCAGAGAAUCGCAUAACAGAGCGAUCAUUCGAACUCAAACUGUUAUACCGAUAUUCGUCCAGUUGCUGUUCAACGAGAUUGAGAAUAUUCAACGCGUCGCGGCAGGAGUACUUUGCGAAUUGGCGACGGAUAAGGAAGGGGCUGAAAUGAUUGAGCAAGAAGGAGCUACCGCUCCGCUAACUGAGUUACUUCACUCGCGGAACGAAGGCGUUGCAACUUACGCAGCUGCCGUGCUUUUCCGAAUGAGUGACGACAAGCCGCAGGACUACAAGAAACGGUUAUCUAUGGAGCUGACUAACUCGCUAUUCCGCGAAGACACCAGCCUCUGGAACAACGCUGAUCUCGGAAUGGGUCCAGACUUACAGGACAUGCUUGGUCCAGAUCAAGGCUAUGAUGGUAUGUAUGGACAAGGACCCCCUAGUGUGCACAGCAGUCACGGAGGUCGGGGAUACCAGCCGCAAGGUUAUGACCAGAUACCAAUAGAUUCAAUGCAAGGACUUGAGAUAGGCGGAGGAUCGACGUACGGCGCAAUGGACACCAUGGACGUUGCUCAAGAUGGUGAUCUGAGCUUUGAUCACCUCGAAGAACUUCCCGCACCUCCACAAGACAACAAUCAGGUUGCUGCAUGGUACGACACUGAUCUCUAGACCGUGUCGCAGUCAUCAUCGACCGACCUCCGUAAUACGAAAUUCAAAUUGUGAGGUUUUGUUUUCUUUCUUAAUUUUUGAAUCAAGGAAAUUCACAUCAAUCGAAUUAAUAAAUCGAUGCUUUUACUUGCAUUUCAAUUAUAUAUAAAUAUUUUUGAUCAACGUUAACGGAGAUAUUUCGCAGUGGUGAACUGAUAACGCGUCGUCAGGCGUUCCAAACAAUUUUUAGAAGCUCAGAAAAUCUGCAUGUGAAAAUAUGACUUUAUUAGUAAUUAUUUACUAGAUAUGUAUCUAUAGAUAAAAAAAAAAAUCGUGUAGUGAGGCUGUCUGCGUUACGGAAUCUUUAAGAGGUACCGUCGUGUCGUAUUAUUGGCAUUUUUUGUUGCACUAAAUUUUCUAUUAUUAUCGUGAAAUGUAUUUUUUAGUGAAUUUUUUUUUUAUCGUUGCCCCCCCUCCCUCCCUCCCUCCCUCCCUCCCUCCCUCCCUCCCUCCCGCCCCUCUUAUAAUUGUCCGGUGUUCAACGUAACAUUUUCAAAAUUUUUAUGUUACGUACAAAAGUGUAGCGAUAAACUUGACUACGUCAUUCAUUUUUUCAUCGUUAAAAAUCGCCAUAGGUCAGAUUAUUAUUAUUAUUAUUAUUAUUAUUAUUAUUAUUAUUAUUAUUAUACACUAUAAUUUUAUAUAAAUGUCUAUUACGUAAUAAAAAUUGAAACAAAAGGUAAUAUAGCAAUUGAUUUUAUCACUUUCUUCUUGCAUUCUUUGCAAUAUUUCUUUAAUUUUCAAAUUUCAAACGACUAAACUCAUGAAAACUAAAUCACUCCUUGUGUUCGGAUAUAAAUUACGAAGGAACCUUACUUUACUUUUACGGAACUGUUGAACAGCUGUCACUGUCAUCGAAAUAGGGAACACUUUUUUUAUUUUUAUCUUUCACAACGCUUUCAAAUAUGAGUUUGCAAGUUAAAAUGACAAAAGGUUGAAAUAAAAGCAUCGAUUUAGCAUCAAGUUUAUUACACUGUGUUAGCAUUACAUAUAUGUAUGCAGUAAUUAUGUUAGAUCGUGGCAUGAUAGUAGUGAAGUAACCUUUUAUUCUAUUAGUUCGACCACUCGUUUUUGUUAUUGCAUUUGAUUUUCAUUCCCUUCCUUGGGUAUUAUCUAGUUUUAAAACAAAUUUCGAAUGCGAUUGAUAAGUAUAAUUAUUCGCAUUGCACGGUAUUCUCUGCAUUUGAAUGAAAAAAAAAAAAAAAAAAACAAAUACGUGAGUCCUUCUGUACAUUAAAGUGAUGAUAUCGAUGCGAACGCGAC